CAAUUACGAACAAUGCAUAGUGGCAGCAGCUGACUUUCGAGCCUGAAGACGGCCCUGAAGACCUGGCAACUGUCUCAAAAGCUGGUUUACAUAUGUAUGGACAUAGCUUACCGCUCCUUGGUCCACAAGGCAAGAAAUGAAUCAUACAGAGCAUCGUAGUUACUACGUUGUUUCAACAAUGUGGACUGAUGCUUUGUCUUUGCCAGGCAUGUCGCUGUACCGCAGCCUCUGCAUGCAUGGCGGGAGGCCGGUUUGGGUGAUCGCUCCUUUUGCCUUUGAAAUGCUGGCACGCGGCGAGUCUCAUGUUCUCUUCUGGCUGCUGAGCUCGUUCCUGUGCAUUGUGGCAGUCCUCGUGAUCAAGCGAUGCCUCACCUUCGAGCUGAAGGGCGAGCCAUUGGAGGACGUGGUACUACGACGCGGCGACCUCCGCAUGAAAAGGCCUUCACUGCUACCUCCCGAGAAGCGGGUGCAGCGAUGCCGCUACACAGCCUCAGCGCAGGAGAUCCCGUGGAAGAAGGAGGAUUAUGCAACGAUGAGCGCUUAGAGACUGCCUGUGGCUUCCUGCUCAGAGUUGCACACAAAGGCAAGCCAAG
Messenger RNA from Effrenium voratum, 593 nucleotides. Lineage: Eukaryota; Dinophyceae; Suessiales; Symbiodiniaceae. The record is from the annotation of a GenBank genome assembly.